Manis pentadactyla (Chinese pangolin) is the source of this 990-nucleotide messenger RNA. It is a transcript of the gene PRR7, whose product is annotated as proline rich 7, synaptic. The transcript has 2 exons. The record is from RefSeq and is a predicted model, not a curated record. The coding region runs from base 33 to 842 and encodes 269 amino acids. Lineage: Eukaryota; Metazoa; Chordata; Mammalia; Pholidota; Manidae.
AGAGCCGAAGACCCGCAGCCCGCGCCGCCGCCAUGGUUAUGUCCCAGGGCACCUACACGUUCCUCACGUGCUUCGCCGGUUUCUGGCUCAUCUGGGGUCUCAUUGUUCUCCUCUGCUGCUUCUGCAGCUUCCUGCGCCGCCGCCUCAAACGGCGCCAGGAGGAACGACUGCGUGAGCAGAACCUGCGCGCCCUCGAGCUGGAGCCCCUAGAGCUCGAGGGCAGCCUGGCUGGGAGCCCCCCGGGCCUGGCGCCGCCGCCACCGCCGCAGCGCGGCCGCCUGGAGGCGCCGGCGCACGCGCAUCAGCACGUGCACGUACACCCGCUGCUGCACCACGGGCCCGCGCAGCCACACGCGCACCCGCACGCGCACCACCACGCGCUUCCCCACCCGCCGCCGCCGCCGCACCUGGCAGUUCCGCCGCGGCCCUGGAGCUACCCACGCCAAGAAUCUGACAUGUCCAAACCACCGUGCUACGAAGAGGCGGUGCUGAUGGCCGAGCCACCGCCGCCCUACAGUGAGGUGCUCACCGACACGCGCGGCCUCUACCGCAAGAUCGUCACGCCCUUUCUGAGCCGCCGCGAUAGCGCGGAGAAACAAGAACAGCCGCCGCCCAGCUACAAGCCGCUCUUCCUGGAUCGGGGCUACACGUCGGCGCUGCACCUGCCAAGUGCCCCGCGACCAGCGCCGCCCUGCCCUGCGCUCUGCCUGCAGGCGGACCGCGGCCGUCGGGUGUUCCCCAGCUGGACUGACUCGGAGCUCAGCAGCCGCGAGCCACUGGAGCACGGAGCUUGGCGCCUGCCGGUCUCCAUCCCCUUGUUCGGGAGGACUACAGCCGUAUAGAGGGGCGCCCGGCAUUUUGGGCCCCACCCUCGAACUCCUGGCCUGACUGCGAGGCUUUUUAAAUGCUUCCCUUGGAUCGUGGGGGGAGGGGGAGGGAUUUCUUACCCCGUUUGUUACAUUUUGAAGAUAAUAAAGGUGUGUGAUCUGG